Molecule: messenger RNA, 1767 nt
Organism: Uloborus diversus
Lineage: Eukaryota; Metazoa; Arthropoda; Arachnida; Araneae; Uloboridae
Gene: VAChT
Product: vesicular acetylcholine transporter-like
Exons: 1
Coding region: 1-1767 (588 amino acids)
Biological process (GO): transmembrane transport; chemical synaptic transmission
Cellular component (GO): AP-2 adaptor complex; AP-1 adaptor complex; terminal bouton
Molecular function (GO): acetylcholine transmembrane transporter activity
Source: RefSeq, a predicted model, not a curated record
AUGCUUGUCAUUCCAGUUAUAAAUCUGGACGUGGCGCAGGUUUGGCGCCGCGUAAACGAAAAACUGGAGCAACCGGAAAGCCAGAGGAAGAUCGUGCUGGCCAUCGUGUGUGUUGCCCUGCUUUUGGAUAACAUGCUGUACAUGGUAAUUGUACCGAUCAUACCGGAUUACCUGAGGUACAUUGGAGCAUGGCAUACGCAUACUGUGAAAGGCGGAAUGGUGUGGGAUAACAGUACUCGCACGAAUACGUCGUUACUAAAUGCAACGUAUUGGAGAAGAACAAAAGACAGACUGGUGUACGAAGGGGAAGAUGAGGCCAUUGGAAUGCUUUUUGCUUCGAAAGCAAUUGUGCAAUUGUUCAUUAACCCCUUUUCAGGUGCCGUUAUUGAUAGAAUUGGAUAUGACACGCCGAUGAUGAUAGGCCUUACUAUAAUGUUCAUUUCCACGGCAAUGUUCGCCUGUGGACAAAGUUACAGCGUACUUUUUUUUGCUCGGAGCCUCCAAGGUGUGGGAUCAGCCUUCGCAGACACUGGUGGACUGGCAAUGAUUGCGGACAGGUUUACCGAAGACGAAGCGCGCAGCAAAGCAAUCGGCAUAGCUCAAGCCUUCAUAUCGUUUGGUAGUCUGGUAGCUCCUCCCUUUGGAGCGUUUCUGUACGAGUUCGCUGGGAAGGAAGUCCCCUUUAUCGUUCUUAGCAUGGUUUCGUUGCUAGAUGGCUUUGCUCUGCUUUUCGUAAUGAGGCCCGUGAAGGAAGCCAUGAAAGAACAGGGCAUAGAGAGACCAAAAGGAACUCCUAUAUACAAACUAUUUGUUGACAAAUACAUUUUCGUUUGUGCUGGUACACUUGUCAUGGCAAAUGUUUCACUGGCUUUUCUAGAGCCAACGAUUACACUCUGGAUGGAAAAUACGAUGGGCGAUAUAAAAGAAUGGCAAACUGGUAUGAUAUGGCUUCCGGCGUUCUUCCCGCAUGUCUUUGGUGUUUACACGACAGUGAAGUUAUGUAAGAAGUAUCCCAAAUAUCAAUGGUUAAUCGCCGCUACUGGAUUAGGCAUGGAAGGUAUAAGUAGUAUCUUCGUUCCAUUCUGCACGAACUACUGGUUACUAAUGGUUCCCUUAUCCGGAAUUUGUUUCGGCAUAGCCCAAGUGGAUACUUCCCUAUUACCAAUGCUCGGAUAUCUAGUGGAUACAAGAUAUGUGUCAGUUUACGGAUCAAUCUAUGCCAUAGCGGAUAUAUCUUAUUCCCUCGCUUAUGCUAUAGGCCCGAUUAUUGCUGGAGGUAUCGUCGAUUCCUUGGGCUUCACAGGGCUGAAUAUGCUCAUAGCUAUAACGAAUCUUGCAUAUGUUCCAGCUCUCCUGAUGCUUCGGCACGUUUAUGAUUAUGACACAUUUCAAGAUGAGGAAAAUAUAGUUUUUGAUGAGAUGCCAACGGCUCAGUACAAGACCUUCGUCAUGAAUAAUGGUAAUGCGGUCAGUCUGACGACUGGGUCAGCUGAAACCGCAAAUCUUCAGCCGGAUCCCAUCCAGCCUCAGCAAGAUCAACAGGAUCUGUUCCAAAGUUCUGGCCAACAGGUACAUGACACCAAUCCAUUCCGCCAAUCAUCACAAGUCAUGGGAAUCACUAAUCCCACUGCCAAAGUGAAUGUUGAGGGUCAGCCCCAAAAUCAGCAAAACCGAAGUCGGGAUGCUGGAGCCAAAAAAACCAAGAAAGUGCGAGGAUACCGAACAUCGGAUAUGGAGAGGAUGAUCGAUUCAGAUGAAGACCAGUAA